This is a messenger RNA of Humulus lupulus (European hop), 1431 nucleotides long. RefSeq lists its product as uncharacterized. The transcript is spliced from 2 exons. The record is from RefSeq and is a predicted model, not a curated record. Bases 313 to 1320 code for a protein of 335 amino acids. NCBI's taxonomy places the organism in Eukaryota, Viridiplantae, Streptophyta, Magnoliopsida, Rosales, Cannabaceae.
UGUAGACAACACCCUAGCCUUUAGGUCGGUCCUAUUUGAGGAGUAUGGGACCAACCUUCAGUCAUGGCCAUCACUUCGGGAGGGCACCGUAGCUCCGGGUCUUAGGAAAUACGUAGAAGAGUCUAGUCAUGAGAUAGCCUCGGAUCCGGAACCCGCGCCAGCUCGAGAAGUAAUUGACUUAGAUUCCCCCGCAGGAGCUCCGGGGCCGAUGGUCGUAACCAUAGAUUCCUCUUCUAGCUCGGGGGGUAGGAUUCCCUUUAGCACAUAUAUAUACUUGAAUUUCGCUUUUUUUCCCUUUGUUUUUGUUUUUGCAUGACUGCUAACUUGUGUACUAACCAUAUCUUUGUUUUUACAGAAGAUAUGUCUCAGCCCGGAGGAAAGAAUCUGCGAACUGUGUUCACCAGAGGGGACUCCUCCGCUGGGGCUUCUGGGCCCAAAAUGAAAAAGCUCCGGAUGUCGAAGAAAGCCGCCGGGACCCCAACCAAGUCUCCUGCAAAGGAGAAAGAGCAGCCCCCAGCCGCCCAGAUCGAGGAAACUGCACCUCCUGCUGUAGGGGGGAGCAUGCCCCCACCCCUUUCGCAAGCUCCGGCCUUCGUCCGGGACACAGGGGCGGAGCCCGGGGCUUCGGCAAUUGCACCUCCCGAGGUGCGUAUCCCGGUUGACCCCCAGGACCUGGAGAAGAUUCCAGAUGUCUUUCGGGGGACGGUGUAUGAGACGGCGAACUACGCCGUCAGCCACUUCUACCGAUUCAACGAGAGGGAGCUCAGGGCCAUCGAAACAAGGAGCCCGGUGGGCGUACUGGAAUCUUCAUUGGGCAUGGCCCUAACGAGCGCCUUGGCCCUUCACCGGAGCAUAGCCAGGACCAAGGCCCAGCUCGAGGAUAUGAGGGGCGAGCAUCAGGCGGUUGUGGCCACCCACCAAACUUCCUUGCAGACGACCAAGGAUGCCCUGGCGGCCGCGCAGGCCGAGCUGGAAGAAGCCCAUCUCAAGCUUCAGGAGGUCAAGGCUACCAAAGCCGCCCUCGCCGCUGCGCGAGCAGAGCUAGACACUACGAAGGCUGGGGCCGAGGAGGCCAAGGCCGCCCUGGAAGCCGAGAAGGCAGCUUCAGGAAUCGCCAUGGAGGACAUGCUUUACCAUUGCUGGGCCUACAACCCGGACGACGACUUCUCCUUCUCGGGAGCGGACGUCUGGGAGCCCUUGCUGGAGGGGUUUAAAGCUCGCCUCCAGAAAGAAGCACCUUCUGAGACCGGGGAAGCCUCCGUCGCAGCCGAGCAGGAAGGCGAGACGGCGACCUCCACGGGGCCGACUGGUGGAGCCUAGGGCCUUUCCAUUUUGCAUCCACUCUUUUAUUAUUCUCAUUUUUUUUUUGUGUAACUUUUGCAUGAGGUGUUUCCACCUCGAGACAAUUAAUUUUUACUUAUAAUUGGUUUA